AUAGAUCUAGAUCUAUAUGUACUUUAUAAUUUGCAUAAAAUAUAGAUUUAGAAACAGGUCUCUAUUUCGAAUUAAUUUAUCGUCAAGUAAAACUAUAAAGUCUAUGAUGGAACAAGAAGGCAAACCUAAAAAAAAGAAACUUCAGAUGGAAAUAAUGCAACUCAAGCGAGAUGUGCAUAAAUAUCAUACUUUAUACGAAAAGCAGAAGGAAUACUGUGAAGAGAAACUGCAAGAGCUAACAAUCCUUGAAGCCAAACAUAGAGAACUAGAACACAAAUGCAGCAUUCAAGAGAAAGAAAUAGAACAGCUCUAUCAUGAACAUGUAAAUCUUGUCAAAGCCAUUGAGAUAAAGAAUCAAGAAUUGGAGGCUAGGAAAUCAGAACUAAACUCUGUUACAAAUAGCUAUCAAGAACUUUCAAAAAUUCUUCUUUUAGUUGACAAACAUUUACAGUUCCUGGAAACUGAAAAACUAGUUGAUUCUGGAGCUAUGAAUGUCACUGUAAAGGAGCCAAACGCUAUAGAUAAAAACAACUAUAAAUUAGGCUCAAAGUUUACAAUGGAGCAGAACUGUAAUUUGCAGGAUAAAACUCUACUAUCCAUAGAUGAUUUCAUAGCUGCUCGAGAAACUUGUCAGACCCUCACAUCACUGACUUCAUUAGAUAUUGAAAAAGAGAGACUUUCAAGGCUUUUGAAUCACCCUCAGAUGGGUGGAUCCAAAAAUGAAAUUCUCAAUGUGGACAACAAUAACAUAAACAAAGAUGCAGAACUUUUUCUAAAGAAUUCUUCUGUUAUUUGGUCAACUCUUGAAGGGACAAGUGCUAAUAGUGUAUCUACUAAAGAUCUGAUAGACAAAUUCAAGGACAAGCUUAACUUUUGCCAGUUGAAUUUAAAAAAAGACAAAGAAAUCAACAAAGUUUGCAAAGAAGAACUCAUGAAAUUAAUAGAAAAGCUACAAAAGGAACUUGAAGUAUCUCAGAAGAACCUUGAAACGAUGAGAUUUCAAGACCAAGCUGUACAGGAACAUUAUCAGGGCUUGGAAAAGGAAAUAGAAAAACUUCAGCAGGAACUGAAAACCAAAUCUAGUGACCUUGAAACACGAAAUGUAGCUCUAAAAACAUUGGCUGUUGAAAACAAAAAAUGGAGGGAGCUGAAAAUUAAAAAUGAGAAACAGAUUAGACUCAUGACAGAAAAGUUGAAGGUGCUGGAAUAUGUAAAUAAGACAAGAAAUGAAAUGUUUGAACAGAAACUUAAACAGUUGUUAAAAACAAACUGCAGGACUCAAGCUAAAGUGCAUUCAAAGCAAGUGCAGACAGAUGAUACUUUAGAAAGAUCCAUCAAUGAUGCAUCAAAGUAUCAAAUGGUAUUGACAAUACAAGACCUCCUGAAAAAAAUGAUUAAAAAGUCUGAAGAUGUUAUCAAAUUGGAGUCCCUUUUGAAAAAGAAAAGUUUAAUUGUGGAGAAUAUAGUUCUUGACUUUGUUAACAAAUCCAACAUUGACAGAAAAAGAAACAAUUGUGAUGAAGAUCAAACUAAAGCCAAUUACAAGACAACUUUGUCUUCACCUUCCAAACAUCAUCAACAAGAUACAGAAAGCAGUAGUGAAGAUGACUCCACACUAGAAAACAUGUCUGAGACUUCUCUAGAGCCAGAAGAAAUGACAAAAAAAGUGAACUCACUCAUAAAGUUUCAGUUUGAUCCCAAAAAUAAACUGAAUAAAAUUCAAAACUAUGAAUGCCAGCAACAGAGCAAUAAUAGUUACAACAAAUGCAUGGAAACAGAUAGGCUUCAUUGUGGUAAAAGACAGGAUUAUAGACAGUAUGUUGGCCGUGAUGAAAAAUACAAUAAAUUAUCACAGGCUGAUUUAGGAUCCUGUACAAAUCUUUCAUUUGAAAUGUCAAUGCAGAAAAAUAUGACCAGAAAAAAUCCAUGUCAAAUGCAAAACGAGUCAUACAGAAAAGACUCAAGCAAAAAAUUAAAUACACAAUCUUUGAGUCAAGUAAGAGAAGAGUUGCACUGUGAGCCAAAGAAAAAAAACAUAAAACCAAAUUUUUCAUUACUGCACGAGUCGGACAGUUCAACUUAUGCUGGAAAUAGGAAUACAAGGAAAUCUUCUAAGCUGAUGUUACAGGAAGUAACCACUUCAUCAGAGAAUGACCAGUCUGACGCAACUGAGGAUUUCGAUGAAAGCAGUGAAUUGGAGUGUGACACAUCACAUAUAAGGCUUAGCACUGAAAUGAAAAACUUCUUGAAGCAACAGAAUCUGGAGCUAGACAGAUCUCAACAAAACAAUUCAUCAAAUAUAUUCAAAAAUGCAGAAUUUUAUGUCAUACUGAAAGGUCAAAGGAAAAAAUCAAGUUGAAACUUCAUUUCAUAUCAAUCUCAAAUUUUGGUAUUGAUAUUUGAUAUAACCUUUACAAUAAAUUUAUUUACACACUA
Molecule: messenger RNA, 2436 nt
Organism: Biomphalaria glabrata
Lineage: Eukaryota; Metazoa; Mollusca; Gastropoda; Planorbidae
Product: cilia- and flagella-associated protein 58-like
Exons: 11
Coding region: 17-2359 (780 amino acids)
Source: RefSeq, a predicted model, not a curated record